ACUUUAUAAAAAAAUAAAUAUUAUUGCUGUUCCUAGAUGAUAAGCAUAGAAUAUUGAUACGGUAUUGGUAUAUAUUGGAAUUAAUUACCUAGGGGUCACAUCAAUUCUGUUCCAUCAAAGUUACUCACAACUCCAGCACCAGCAGCAUGGCUUCCAGAAUUGUACUUGCAAUUUUAGCUCUUAUUGCCUUCCAGAAGCUGGCAAGCGCAUGUUGUAUCGCUCCUUCACUGGAUUUAGGAUACGGUGGAUGCGGUGGAUGCGGAGGAUGUGGAGGAUGUGGUGGAAGCGGUUACUGGGGUGGUUGUGGUGGUAAGUCUCUACUACCACUUCCUAGACCUGUUAAGCUACCACUAGUCAUCAAACCAAUCUUGGACUUGAACUGUGAUACAAACGCUCCUAAUGGCAACGGCUGCUCACUGACUCCAAACUGUGAAAACUCCAUCUCAUCUUGCGGAACCUACAGCUCGGGCUGCUGUAACGGAAACACAGUAUCAGCACCUAUAGGCAGUUGCGCAAACACAUUGCUGCUGAAGAAACUCUUGCCGGUUCUGCUUGCAAAUCAACCUACUCUCCAUACUGGCCCAUCCUACAGAAAUAGCGGUGGAGGAUGCGGAUCCUGCUCAAGCUACUGCUAAACUGUGCUCUGAUUGGAAGUUUAUAGACAGCAAUGCAGUUUUUCCUGCAAUAAUAUUUAUUUGUGCAUGUUGUGUAUCAUUCUUCACUCUGAAUGAGUAUAAGUAAAUAGCAUUUUUGACAA
Messenger RNA from Acanthoscelides obtectus, 757 nucleotides. The record is from the annotation of a GenBank genome assembly. NCBI's taxonomy places the organism in Eukaryota, Metazoa, Arthropoda, Insecta, Coleoptera, Chrysomelidae.